AUGUUGUGGCGAAAGGUCCUUGCACUCGCGCCUUUGGCGGCCAUCGCCAGCGGUCAUCUCAACGCUCACGGUAUCCGUUACUCCAAGCGGGACUCAACACUGGAGGUAACCCUCACACCUGUGGUAUCCGACUCUGGCGCCGAGGUUUCCGCCACCAUCAAGAACGCCGGCAGCUUAGAUCUCAACCUGCUCAAGGUCGGCACCAUCUUGGACGACAAGCUUCCUGUCCAGCGUGUGUCCAUCGUUGACGAGUCAGGGAACGCAGUCUCUUUUAGGGGCAUUGAGCCGAGCAUUCAGUACGAUGCGCUGAAGGCAAUUCAUUUUGAGUCGCUUCCAGCUGGGGGUUCAGUGACGGUCUCCAUCGACGCAGCAAAGGUUCAUCAGUUUACGCAAUCUGGCACCUACUCUAUCACCGCUGAAGGCAUGAUACCGAUUGCUCUAGCGCCGGCUACAGACUUCUCGCAACCUGCCGUGGCUUUCAAGUCGAACACCAUCCAAGUUGACGUUGACGCAGACGCUGCCGCAAAGUCAUUGGUAACUGCGGCGCUCAAAGAGCGCACCAACUUACAGCCAGGAUGCAAUGCGACAACAUUGGACGCCAGCACCAAAGCCCUGGCCAACUGUCAGGCCCUCGCCCUCGCUGCCGCAGCGGAUGCAGCUAACCCGGCCUCUCAGCGGUUUGUCGAGUAUUUCGGCACCAACUCAUCAGAAACCCGCAACAUUGUCGUCACUCGGCUUCGUAACGUCGCGCAGGAGUGUAGCUCAACUACUUCAGGAGUGUCUCGGUACUUCUGUUACGAUUACUACGGCGUUUGCGAGCUCGACGGCCCUCUCAAUGCUUACACUGCCUGGGACGUCAACACAAUGGUUAUGUGCCCGCUCUUCUUUGGCCUGCCGCCACUCCCUGUAGGAUGCCACCGACAGUGUCAAGCUACGACUACGAUCCACGAAACCACGCACUGCGAGGCAGUUUAUGCUCCUCACACGGAUGACUACGCUUACGCUUACAACGCCAGCGUCGCAUUACUCCCGGAACGGGCUCUGCAGAAUGCUGAUAAUUAUUCCCUUUACGCUAAUGCCGUUUACAUGGGCUGCUAA
Molecule: messenger RNA, 1098 nt
Organism: Colletotrichum tamarilloi
Lineage: Eukaryota; Fungi; Ascomycota; Sordariomycetes; Glomerellales; Glomerellaceae
Product: metalloproteinase
Exons: 3
Coding region: 1-1098 (365 amino acids)
Biological process (GO): proteolysis
Molecular function (GO): metalloendopeptidase activity
Source: RefSeq, a predicted model, not a curated record